Molecule: messenger RNA, 875 nt
Organism: Papilio polytes (common Mormon)
Lineage: Eukaryota; Metazoa; Arthropoda; Insecta; Lepidoptera; Papilionidae
Product: EKC/KEOPS complex subunit TPRKB-like
Exons: 1
Coding region: 116-649 (177 amino acids)
Biological process (GO): telomere maintenance via recombination; tRNA threonylcarbamoyladenosine modification
Cellular component (GO): EKC/KEOPS complex; cytosol; nucleus
Source: RefSeq, a predicted model, not a curated record
AAUCUGACGUUUUGUCGUCAAAAAGUAAGGUUAUAUUUGUGUUUAUCUUAUUCAAAACUUUCGUUCAGUUUCGAUUAAGAUUAUAUUGUUUGAAUCAGGACAAUUAUCCGCAAUUAUGUCGUACGAUCCGUAUAUUUGUAACCUAGAUCCAGAAACAAAAACAUCGCUCAAAGUGUAUCUUUUUAACAAUGUUGAGAAUGUGGAUCAAAUACGAAGCAAUAUUAUGAACGGUACUUGGAAAUGCGCUGCGAUAAAGCCUAGUUUGAUAUUAGAUUUAUUUCAAAUUGCUGUAGCGGCAAACAAAGCAGUGUUAGCGGAAAAAUCACAAGCAAUGAUCACUCGGACCGUGUACGCUGAAAUAUUAUUUAACUUGUCUCUGUCUAAGAACAUAUCUCAAAGUUUGAGUAAAUUUGGUGUUGAGACAGACCGGAGCUUGCUGGUUUGUUUCUUGAUAACAGCAGAUAGUGAUGAAAGUGAAACUAUUCUUGAACAAAUAAAGGGCGAAUUAUUACAAAUUAGCGAUUUAAAACAAUUUACAAACAUACAAGAAGUAAAGAGUAUAUAUAAAUUAACUAAUGUGAAGUCCGAUGUUAGCCUCCUUAAUUUGAUAAUUACUAAAAUUGUCACAAAAAGUUUUAUAGCACAUUAGAUGGCUGAAUGGUAUACUGCCAAUCUACAUAAUACAUUUGGCCAUGUGGGAGUACUAGUCUUAACUUGAAAUCAUUAAUUUAAGGCCAAUUUUAAAUAAUAAUUAAGAACUGCUUACCUUAAUGAAGGCUACUUGUGUAUUUGUAUAUGUAGGUAACAUUUCUGUGUAUUCAUGUAAUAGUGCUAUUUUUUUAAUCUGUAUAUAUUAAAUUUGUGAAUUUUAUCUU